Drosophila navojoa is the source of this 460-nucleotide messenger RNA. It is a transcript of the gene RPA3, whose product is annotated as Replication protein A3. Gene Ontology annotation, cellular component: DNA replication factor A complex; nucleus; site of double-strand break. Gene Ontology annotation, biological process: double-strand break repair via homologous recombination; mismatch repair; base-excision repair. Gene Ontology annotation, molecular function: damaged DNA binding; single-stranded DNA binding. NCBI's taxonomy places the organism in Eukaryota, Metazoa, Arthropoda, Insecta, Diptera, Drosophilidae. The record is from RefSeq and is a predicted model, not a curated record.
UUGUUGUGUGAAUUUACUAACUCAGUAUUACUAGUUAAACUUUCUUAAAACAGAAAAUGAAUACACCAUUUGAAUCGCGAACUCUUGUCAAUGGCGGCAUGCUGAAACAGUUUACCGGCCAAUCUGUCAGCAUCAUGGUGCGCGUUGAGAGCGUGGCCGGAUCAACGCUGUUGGGUACCAGCACAGAUAAUCAAAAAUUGCGGAUCAAUCUGCCCAGCGAGCUGAGUGCCGCCCAAGGCUCAUGGGUGGAGGUAAUCGGGAUACCAAGCGCUGGCGACACCAUACGAGCCAAAGAGAUUAUCGAAUUUGGUGGCGAAAAUAUAGACUUCGAUGUGGAUAGCUAUAAUACGAUGACGCAGCUACUGAAUAACGUUCAACAAUUUUAUCGAUAUGGCUAAUUCAUUUAAGAUUCACACAACUAAUUUUAAAUUAAAUAAAUGGGAGGUGUUUUUGCAAAAAA